AUGGAUACUAGAAAGCUUUCUGAGUGUGAAUUGGAUGAUGUCUACAAGUUCCAUAGAAAAGAUGCACAGAAAAUGACAAGGAUAGCAUCCCAAUACUCAAGAGCAGCCAAUGAUGCAUAUCAAAGAGGUGAUUGUGUUUCCGGUUAUCAUUACUCGUUGAUGGCUCGAGAAGCACAAUUCGUUGCUGACUGUCUCAACGCUAAGGCAGCCACGAAAAUAUUCAAGUAUGUGAAUAGCACAGAAGACUUAUGGAAAUUGGAUUUGCAUGGUCUUCAUGCAAAUGAAGCCAUUCAAGCUUUGCAUUGCCGUCUGCAACAAAUUGAACUAUCAGGGCAGAGGCCAAAAACCAUUAGAGGUCAUCACGGGUAG
Molecule: messenger RNA, 369 nt
Organism: Quercus robur (English oak)
Lineage: Eukaryota; Viridiplantae; Streptophyta; Magnoliopsida; Fagales; Fagaceae
Exons: 2
Coding region: 1-369 (122 amino acids)
Source: RefSeq, a predicted model, not a curated record